GCUCACGACUCCCACCACCGCGCUCCUUCACUUUAGACGAGCCUGUAGAAUCACCGACCCCCCCGCGCAAUCCUCGUUUCAGCCAUCCAUGGCCUCACUCACAUUUCUCUUUCUUAUGCUCUGCCCAUAUGCGGGCGCAUACGCCUCAACAGACGACGUCCGUGCACGGCCGGCACCCCCAAGCCCCAUUUCGCGCAGGGGCCUGCCCUCAGUAGGAUUCUACAACCCCACCAGCGGCGGCGGCGACUGGCUGACGCAAGUACAAGAUACAUAUCCGCCCGGGCAGGGCGAGCCUAUCAACGUCGUCAUUUCCGGUGACUCACAAUCCGCGGUCCUGCAGAAUCAGGAGCUGGACGGCGGGCUGCUCAACUACUUCAUCUCAUUCGGCUACUCGACGGAAUGCCUCGGUCAGCACCAAGGUGCCCCGCAAGCGGCCAACUUAGGAGAUGGCUUGGGUUAUGUGAACCAGACGGCUGAGAUUCGGUGGGACUACGGGAACCCACAGUUGGGCACGUGCCAGGAGACGAUUGAGGGAGGCAGUCACUUCCGAUACUGGUCCCAGAACGGUGCCAAGGCAAAUAGCAACGCUGUGUUCAUGGCGGCAUCGUAUGAGCUACCCGAGACAGACCAGCACAACAUCGUUUUCGACGGGUACAACCUCGGGCGCGACUGGCUCGUGGGCAACGUGACAAACCAGUCGAAGAUCAUCGACACUGCAAAGCUCAACAACGCGUCAUCAUACACAGGGCAGACAUCGUAUGAUGGAUACACUUACGAGACAACAGCAAAAUACUACUGGGGAUACCUGCCAAACACAAGCUACGCCGUGAAUCAUAAUGGCAGCGUAGCAAACGCGACCAUCAAUGCCGUUGACGGAUGGCUAGCAGUGCUGUCAGUGAAAAUCGUGUCCCAGCCUGCUGCAACGAGCGAUGCGCGGAUAUCAUGGUCGAUUCCGUCAUGGCAGACCCUGUGCCUGCCGCUGGCCGUAAUGCUCUUCGCGCACACCGUCGCCGUCUCGCUAUCUAUCUAGAACCCUCCGUCCCUCUCCGACCCCACGGACUGACUGACCGGUUCGCAUUCCGCUCGCUCUCUCGCUAUCCGCCUAACGACCGUCACGACCUUUCUCUUUCUGCCCAUCGAUGUCCGUGUUGGCUGGGUCGAGCACGUCACCGCGCCGCAGAUCACUCGCGAUAAAUUGCGCGCCUGCCUUGUGUCUGGACUUUGCCCCGCUCGUCGUCACUACUACUUGUGUGUCAUAGUUUUCCUCUGCAAUGUAUACCCGGACUCGAUGGACGGGCUCACUUACUCUUACGCAGACAGUUCUACGCGCUGUUUUUCUUUUCCUGUUUAUUACUUACGCUUACACCCCCCUAGCGCGACGGAAGCCCCUUCCGCACUGUACCUACACCCACAACGAAUGAGCCCACAUCGCUUGUUACUAGAGUAUACUGGUUGCGUCAAUUCGAACGGACUCUUUCACUCGUA
Molecule: messenger RNA, 1485 nt
Organism: Postia placenta MAD-698-R-SB12
Lineage: Eukaryota; Fungi; Basidiomycota; Agaricomycetes; Polyporales; Adustoporiaceae
Exons: 8
Coding region: 89-1030 (313 amino acids)
Source: RefSeq, a predicted model, not a curated record